Molecule: messenger RNA, 519 nt
Organism: Emys orbicularis (European pond turtle)
Lineage: Eukaryota; Metazoa; Chordata; Testudines; Emydidae
Gene: HCRT
Product: hypocretin neuropeptide precursor
Exons: 2
Coding region: 1-519 (172 amino acids)
Biological process (GO): sleep; response to starvation; neuropeptide signaling pathway
Cellular component (GO): perinuclear region of cytoplasm
Molecular function (GO): neuropeptide hormone activity; type 2 orexin receptor binding; type 1 orexin receptor binding
Source: RefSeq, a predicted model, not a curated record
AUGCCCAAGCUUCGCUCAGGUCCUCGCAGACACCUCGGACCCAUGGAGGUGCCCAACGCCAAGCUCCACAGGGCCUGCUGCCUCCUGGUCCUGGCCCUGCUCUGCUCCCUGGCUGCGGCCCGGCAGAGCGUGCCCACGUGCUGCCGCCAGAAGACCUGCCCCUGCCGUGUCUACGACCUGCUGCACGGCUUGGGCAACCACGCCGCCGGCAUCCUCACGCUGGGCAAGAGGAAGAGCGGCUCGCGGGCCUUCCAGAGCCAGCUCUACCGCCUCCUGCACGGCUCGGGCAAGCACGCCGCCGGCAUCCUCACCAUGGGCAAGCGGGCGGAGCUGGCGCCAGAGCAGCCAGCCUCGGCCUGCCGGGCCGUCUCCCCCCGCCCCCCCAGCACGGACGCCCUGCUGCCCCCAGCCAUGUGUGCGGCCAACACCGCCCCCGCCAGCACCAGGGAGUGCCGGGGCUUGCUGGACAAGGACUCUGCCAAGGGCCAGAGCGGGGCGGCUGCAAAGAGCUUUUCCUGA